Aspergillus fischeri NRRL 181 is the source of this 1068-nucleotide messenger RNA. RefSeq names its product isopenicillin N synthase family dioxygenase. The coding region runs from base 1 to 1068 and encodes 355 amino acids. The transcript is spliced from 2 exons. Lineage: Eukaryota; Fungi; Ascomycota; Eurotiomycetes; Eurotiales; Aspergillaceae. The record is from RefSeq and is a predicted model, not a curated record.
AUGGUUAACCACGAUACCGUCGACCUGCCCGUCAUCGACUUUGCAGCCCUCAGCGAAAAGGAUGCAGCGGGCCACCGCACUGCCGUCUCCAUCGAUGAGCGCCGUCGACUCUUCACGGCCCUUCGCGACACCGGCUUCGCAUACCUGAAGCACCCUGGGGUGAACCAGGUCACAGUGGACGAACUCUUCGCGCAUUCCCGGCGCUUCUUCGCCAAGCCGCUGGAGGAGAAGAUGCAAAUUCUCGGCAAGCUCGACAAGGGCCGCGGCCCAAGCCAGGGGUACUCCAACCCGCAGAAACUGGCCCACAAUCCCCAGACUUCGGACCUGAAGGAGUUCUUCGGCAUGUAUCGCGAUGACGACACCGAGAAGCCCAAUCAGUGGCUGUCCGACGCCGACUCGAAGGCCAUGCGGACGGAUCUGGUCCGGUUCUUCGACUCGUGCCACGGGGUCAUCCUCGAGCUUCUGAGCGCUCUCGCGGAGGAAGUCGGUCUGGCCGCCGAGACGCUGCACCCGUUCAUCAGCGAGAAGAAUCAUUUCAUUGCCUGUUUGCAUUAUCCGGCCACCGAGCCGGAGUCGUUCCGGACGAGGGUCCGCGCGGCGGCCCACACGGACUAUGGAUGUAUGACGCUGUUGUUUAAUGACUCGGGCGAGGGUCUACAGGUGCUGCGCAACAAUGGCCAGUACGAGUAUGUUCCUCGUAAGGACGGGUGUGCGGUGCUGAACGUCGGCGAUCUUCUCUCCCGAUUCUUCAACGGGGUUCUACCAUCCACCAUGCACCGGGUCGUGGAGCCACCGGCCACGAGGAGCGGCUCGUCCGCGGACCAGGUCCCGGAUCGCUACUCGAUUGCCUUCUUCGGGCACUUCAACCUGGAUCUGCUGGUGAAGCCACUGGAUGCGCUGGUGUCGGCGACGAACCCGGCCCGCUUCGAGCCCGUGGUGGCGGGCGAGCAUGUCAAGGCGCGCGUGAAGCAGUUGCAUGUCGCCGGCCAUAGCCUGACGGACAACGUGAAGAACGCCGAGAGCCGAGCUGCCGUGACGCAGCCGGCUGUUGCGAGUGCGUCGGCUUGA